UCCGCUUCCACGUCGCCCGUUCGUUCGGUCGUCCGUCCGCCCGUCCGUGUCUGUCCGCGUCUUCGGCGUGAUCACCGUACUCGCACGGCGUCCUUCUGAAUCCCCGGAGACCCCGUCCGAUUGUCUCGCACGAACCCGAUUCGUUCCGGUUCACCUCGUCGAUUUAUUUUCUCUCAUUUCCAUUUUCAACCCUGUCGAACAACUCUUUUGCGUCUCUGUGCCCCGACCGUGAAACUCGAGCGUGAUCAAUUCGCGAGUGCCUCUCCCCUUCUCAGUCCCCUAGCACUCACCAUCGUUUAGCGAUUCCUUCUAUUCAAAAAAAAAAAAAUAAAAUUAAUUAAUUAAUUGGCCUCGAUCAGCUUCACUGUCAUAUACGGUACGACUCAUCCGACAGUGACGAGUGGAACUCUGGUCGUCGUCCAUCUCCGUCGCGCCGGGACAGUGGCUGCUGCGGCAGCCAGAAUCGUCUACGGGUGUCGAUCUAUUACGAUUACUUGCUAGCAGUUCGGCCAAUUCGUCACACACGUGAAUUUACGGCAGUGAACGGGAACGAGACAUUCUCUCUCGCAUGAGGGAGGAAGUAGUCGCGCUGCAGUGAUAGUCACCACCGGUCGGUCGACCACCACCACCACCACUACCACUACCACCACCACCGCCGACGCCUCAGCUUCAUCAGUGCCGUCAUGACAAGGACGACGACCACCACCACCGCAAUGACAGCGAUCGCGGUAUGGUGCGUAACCGUCGUGCUGGGCGCCGCCGGUGGUCUGGUGUUGGACGGCACUUACGGCCAGUUCCGGAAGUGGAACGCGGGCGUCAACGGUACGCUAGAGAUGGAGUUCAAGACGAGGUCGCCCAACGGGCUGCUCAUGUACACCGACGACGGUGGCACAUACGACUUUUUCGAGUUGAAAAUGGUGGAGGGCACCAUGCGGCUGCGGUACAACCUAGGCGCCGGUGCUCAGAUACUGAUGGCCGGCCACGACCUGUACGACGGACGGUGGCACCGGGUGGCCGUCGAGCGCCGUGGCCGCGUCACCGCUCUGACCGUGGACAAUACGACCAGCGCCGCCGGGUCCGCUGGCAAAGAGCUGCAGUUCGGCCGGCUGGCGUCCAACUCAGCCGUGUACGUGGGCGGCAUGCCAGGCUGGUACAACGGCCGACUCACCCGGCUCGCCCUGCCAAGCGUCAUUUUCGAGCCCCGUUUCAGCGGCGCCGUCCGCAACAUUGUCUACACCGACGAAUUUUACCCGUACCCGAGGCGGCAGACAGCCGUCAGCGAUACAGCCAGACAGCCAAAGUGUACCGGUGCACGAUGUCGUCGUAUGCUGAAUAGAGAUAAGAAAUCAAAGGCUAAUAGUGGAGGAAUUAACGGGAAUCGCCGUGGUGGAGGUAAUUCGGAUGCCUGCGAAAAACACGACCCCUGUCAACAUGGUGGGAUUUGCAUAUCUACAGACGAUGGCCCAAAAUGUCAAUGUCGUGAUAAAAAUUUUGAAGGAGCCUACUGCGAGAUAGAUAAAGUGAUAGCAGAAGCUUCAUUUACUGGAGGAGAAUUUUUGAAAUACGCAUUCGAUGGCAACACUGAAGGAGAUUCAUUCAUAUUGCAUUUCAAAACUAAAAAACCAGCUGGACUACUUUAUCACAUGGGAGACGGCUCAAGUAACUACUUAAACGUAGGUAUCGUCACUGGUGGUAUUACAGUGACGAUGAGAGUAGGUACAGGCUCAUUGGAUAUGUUUAUCAAGCCAAACAGAAUACGGUUCGAUGAUAAUCAAUGGCAUAAGAUAUCAGUCACCCGCAAAGUCCAAGGGAUAUCUGCAGUUACCAGUUUUUGUAAGCUGGCCGUGACAGUAGACGAAGUAUAUGGCGAACAAGGGAGUUCUGCGGGCGCAUUUACGUCCUUGACCCUAGGAUACUUAUACCUAGGUGGCAGUGAGAAUACCGUUGCGUUGCCGGGCACAAAAGCGAGCACAAACUUUGUGGGAUGCAUUCGAAAGGUGGAGUAUACUUCCGAUGGCGUAAAUAAAUACGAUUUCUUAGAAAUGGGAAAAACUGGCAUUUCAACUAUACAAGUAUAUGGUCGAUUGCAAUUUUCGUGCCAAGACUUUGGAAUGGAUGAUCCUGUGUGCCUAUCUACUCCCCGAUCAUUCCUCAUGUUGCCUAAUUGGGACGGUACAACCAGUGGUUCGAUUUCAGUAAAGUUUAAGACCAAUGAGCCAGAUGGUCUAUUAUUUUUCAGCAGAGGUCAAACUGAACAUACCUCUGGUAUUUAUGCGGUUGAAAUGGUUGACGGACGACUUUACGUGUAUUUGGACUUGGGCGCUGGCGGCACUCGUGCUGAAGUGAGUUCAGAAAAGACUAAAAUAAACGACGGUCAAUGGCACGAAUUUUCGAUAUGGCGCAAUGACAGAGAUAUACACUGCACCGUAGACGAUUACUCUUCAGAUUUUACAACAAACGGUGAUUCUAAUCAGUUACACCUACAGAACGGCAUCAUGUUGGGAUUUGGUGGUCGGGCAGUGUACCACAAAAAAAUACCGUCUGGAGUAUGGACACUAUCAUUAGAAACGGGAUUUGUAGGGUGCGUGCGUGACCUCGUCUUGGAUGGUGUAGCAAUCAAUUUAGUCAGCUUGUCUCUAGAACAGGAUCACGUGUCCGUAACACCGCAUUGUCCAGAAUCUACUAAUAGUUGCAAAUCUGAUACUUGUUACAACGGAGGAAUUUGUCACGAAGGUUGGAACCGCGUGAUAUGUGACUGUUCAAAUACUGAGUACGCUGGUGCCACUUGCAUGAAAGAAUCAUCCAUGUACAGUUUUAACGGAACACAGUACGUACAAGCAAUUAUGCCAGAAAAGAUGACAACUCAAGUUGAAGAUAUGUAUUUUCGAUUCAAAACAAACAGACCAUUGGCCGUGCUAAUGAAGACUUUCGAUAGUUCAUGGGAUAGACUAGAAAUCGCAUUGAUAGUUGGAAAAAUUAGAUUAGCCUUAAAAAUUGGUGACAAAGAAAAGGUGGUUUUAUGUGGAUCUCAUCUAGACGAUAAUAAUUGGCAUUCGGUGCACUAUAUUAGAAGGGCACAUGAAAUUCGUUUGAAAGUGGAUAAUGUCACUGUAAAAAACGAUUCUGAUAUGGAAGAUAAGAUAACACUUAAGUGGCAAGGUCUAUUAGUUGGUGGUACACCUCCUAAGGAUCCAGAUGCUUUAGCAAACCUCCCCAGCUUUAUCGGUAGCAUGCAACAAUUUAUACUAAACAAAAUUAAUUAUUUUGAUCUUGCGAAAAUUUCAACCAGAGGCUUUUCAGAAGACUUGCCCAAAGUACAUAUGACCUCCAAAUAUCAAAAACAAGAAAAACCCCCUUCGUUGGUGCACACGGUUACGUUCCUAUCAAAGAAUACAUUCAUAGGGUUGCCGCCAUUAAAGGCCUACUCCAGAAUGGAAGUAUAUUAUAGAUUUAAGACUAAACACACGUCCGGAUUAUUUUUCUACAACGGUGGAAAACACAACGAUUUUGCUCUUGCCGAACUGAUCAAUGGCCACAUACUUAUCAACAUUCGUUCAGGUACACAUGUGAUUCGUCUUCGGGACACUUCGAAGAAUAGUUACAGUGACAACUACUGGCAUUCAGUGCACUUGUUACAAAUAUCAGCCACUAUGUUUUGUCUACUUAUUGACGAUCAGAUAGCAUCAACCACGACCAUUUCUAGACCCCACAAUAUCCAAUUAAACGGGAUGUUUUAUGUUGGUGGCGUACCUAAAGAAUUGCAUAAACGUCAAUCAAAGCAUAUACACUCGAGACAUGGAUUUGAAGGGUGCAUGUCCGGUCUGGAAUACAAUGGCGAAUCUCCAGACAUGGUAGAAAAUGCCACCAUACCUAGCACACUCAUCACAGUAGGUUGUGACGGACUCAGCAAAAUGUGCACGCAAGAUAUGUGUGACAACCAUGGAACGUGUGUGGAACAGUGGAACUCGUAUUCGUGCGAUUGUGACAUGACUGCGUUUGUUGGACCGACAUGUUCUGAACCUUCUAUUUCCUACGAUUUUGGCCCUGAUGGGGGUCUUGUAACAUAUGCGUUCCCCGAUGGACGUCAACCAGAUAUGCAAAACGACCUAUUGGCUUUAGGCUUCAUUACAUCCAAGUCUAGCGGUGUACUGUUCCGUGUAGAAAGUGGCACUUCUGGUGAUUAUCUACAGCUUGAAAUGGUGAAUGGACAUAUAGUAGUCAUUUACAACGUUGGGACUAAUGACCAUCCCAUCGGUGAAGCAAAUAUCUUAGUGAAUGACAAUUCCUAUCAUUUGGUCAGAUUUGUAAGGUCAGGGCCAAAUUCGACGUUGCAAGUGGAUGAUAAUAGUAUGCAAACUCUCUAUCCUUCAGGGCAUCAACUCAGCGUUUUCAAUAGACAGUCAACAAUUCAAGUUGGUGGUAGGUGGAAUAAAACUAAACAACGUAUUGAAGACGCGUUCGAAGGAGUUAUGGUUGGAUUGGUCUUCAAUGGCCUCAGAGUAUUUGACUUGACAGCCAACAGAGAUCCAAGAACAACUAGCAAAGGAGACGCGCAACAGUUGUCAUCGAUUUUAGACAGGUUGAACGAACACUCUCUGUUGGAUACCAUGCAACAGACACCAGCGUCGGGUGUAAUGGACGACUUAGUGUACUCUGGAGCAGGAUCUGGUUGUAAUCACGACGAUGAAGAUCAGUGUACUGUAACAUUUGAUGUUGGGUCUGGGGAUGACUUGAUUACACCUGUGUACGUACCUCCAACAGUUGUACCGCCUCCAUCAUUAGUAACUGAUGUCCCCGGUGCGUGUGAUGACGAAGAAACUGACUGUAUUACAGGUUCAGGAUUUGGCCCUACUUCUUCUACUGAUGAUUCAGCCACUACUAUUAAAAGUUCACAUGCGGUAGUGACGACAUUCAAUGGCGUUACCAACUGGACGACGACUCCCGUUAACCGAACCGCAGGGGUGGAACAACAAUCGUCGAACAAGACUAAUGGGGCAGCGACAGUGAGUACCGUAGUACCGGCAACUAACCAAACAGAACCAUACUGGUCGUCGGCCGUCACGACCACCGCGACGAAAACAGCCACGCACUCAAGAGCGCCCGGUACCGCCGUGACCGUGACCGCGACCGCGGCGACGAACACGUCGAGCAGUUCGACCGGGGUGUCGUCAUCUGGAGGAAACGACAAGUCGACCAGCACAGGCACUGGAACCGUGGUCAUCUCCUCCACGAGUACCACCAGCACCACGACGCACUCCACGUUCUUUGACACCGUCGACAAGGAGACGAACGUGAAAUCGGGCGGCGGCGGCGGUUACGAAUACGGCGGCGGUAACCGCUACGGCGGUGGUUACGACGAACGCGACGGCGAGACGAUGAUGACCACACCAAACGUGGUAUUCGGUGGUGAUCAUUUCCCGCCGGCGGCCAAACCGACGCCGCCCAAGCACGCCGAACCGCCGAUCAACACUAAGGCGGCCGAGAGCACGGCGUUCGUAGUGCUCGUCACAGCCGCCACGCUCAUCAUCAUAGUGCUCAUCAUACUGCUCGUGCUCAAGGUCAAGUACAGAACCGACACGAACAGAUAUAAGAUCGAAAUGCCCAAAGCUUACGGUGCGCCCAUCGACCAAGGCUCGGACAGGGGUGGCUUGUGCCAUCAGCAGCAGCAGCAACAGCACCUUCAUCACCAGCAGCAGGCCAACUUGCUGUCGCCGGGCAACUAUCCUUCGUCGGCGCAAUCGUCGCCCACUUACGCACACAACAACUUCAGACCGCACAGCGGCGGCGGUGGUGUCGGCGGCAUGGUCGGAGUGAGCAACAAGCCCAAGAAGAGACAGGACGUCAAGGAGUGGUAUGUGUGAGGGGGUCAGGCGUACACGUGCCGUACGCUCACCGCCGUUCCCAUACGGCACUGCUCGGAAAACAAUAACGAUAAUACACCCAAAUAUUAUUAUACCUACGACCUAUUAUUGUGUAUAUAAGCGUGUACGAUAACGUUAUCAUGUUUUAGGUACUUAAUUAUUAUAAUCAUUAUUAUUCUGUAAUAUUGUAAAUGUAUAUAAUAGUGUGCAUUGUAGGUACUGCGUUUAAUAUUUUAUAACAUAGGUAGCCGAUGUAUAUAUAUAUAUAUAUAUUGUAUUUCGCAAGUCAUGACGUACCUGCGGAAACGGGCCGUGUUUACAUGUCGGUAACAAUGGUAACCGCACGUGGUAUGCACUGCUUGCAAUCGUAACAAUAUUAAGUAUUGGGUAUAUACCGUACGCGUCAUACGCGGUAAAUACCGCGAACGUUGAAACCAGCCUGCUACAAUGCAGCUGGGUGAGAUCCGCCUGUGAUAACAUUUUGUAAUGUCGUUUAAACGAUUACUUACAAGAAAAUAUUGUUUACGGAGCGUCAUAUUAUAUUAAUAUUUAACUGUUAUA
Messenger RNA from Melanaphis sacchari, 6422 nucleotides. RefSeq names its product neurexin-1. The transcript is spliced from 26 exons. The record is from RefSeq and is a predicted model, not a curated record. Gene Ontology annotation, molecular function: calcium ion binding. Bases 684 to 5861 code for a protein of 1725 amino acids. NCBI's taxonomy places the organism in Eukaryota, Metazoa, Arthropoda, Insecta, Hemiptera, Aphididae.